Ceutorhynchus assimilis (cabbage seed weevil) is the source of this 1581-nucleotide messenger RNA. The record is from the annotation of a GenBank genome assembly. NCBI's taxonomy places the organism in Eukaryota, Metazoa, Arthropoda, Insecta, Coleoptera, Curculionidae.
UUCAACAUGAUGUGGAAAAAACGUGCAAUACUAAUACUAUUACUGGCAAUAAAUUAUCUAAAAUGUAAUUGUUCUAACAUUCUGGGCAUUGUCCCUACAGCGUCCUACAGCCAUCAAUUGGCCUACAUGAAUUUAUGGAACGAAUUAUCAUUGAAAGGCCACAAAGUAACAGUUUUAACAACAGACCCGCAAAACAACCCAAACUUAACCGAAAUAGAUUUAAGCCUUGGCUACAAGUUCCUACAAGAACGCAGUUGGUCUCAGAAAAACACCGAAGGCAGUUCUUUGGAUUAUUUGCAUUUCAUGAGUCAAUGUUUGUGCGAUGUCGUCGACUUGUACUUAAACUUACCUGAAGUACAAAACUUAAUCAGCAAUAAAACUUUACAUUUUGAUGUUGUUAUGGUGGAAUCGUUGUUUGCUGAAUUUUUGGUUUUUGGGGAAUUGUUUCAGGCUCCUACAAUUCUUCUGACAUCUUAUGAGUUCCCAGUUUUAAUGCACAAGAAUUUUCAAAAUGAUUAUCAUGAUAUUUUGUAUCCAGAUAUAUUGCUUCCUUACUUUGAUGCAAAUAGUUUUAUGGGACGUUUGAAAAUCUUUGCAAUUCAAUGGAUAAUUCAGAAUAUUAGGGCUCAGUAUGUGCCUUUAAGGCAAAAUACAAUCGAUAAGUUUUUUGGAAAUAUUUCUUUACCAUUUGAUCAGCUUGUUGCUAAAAGCUCAAUGUUUUUUGUAUCUGUCAGUCCAGUUUUGCUCUAUCCCAGAGCUUUAUCAGCUAGGACGGUUAUUAUUGGAGGAGGAACUACAAUAAAACCAGCUGAAAUCUUAGAAAAAGAAGUUAAACAUUUUUUGGAUGCAGCAACUUCUGGAGCAAUUUAUUUUAGCUUAGGAAGCAACGCUAAAAGUGAAACUUUAGGAAAUGCCACUUUGAAUGGUAUAAUAGAAGUUUUACAACAGUUGCCUUAUAAAGUACUAUGGAAGUUUAAUAAUACCAAUACUUAUAAAAUGCCUAGCAAUAUUUUGACUUUACCUUGGUUUGAGCAGCAAGAUGUUUUACGCCAUCCAAAUAUAAAACUAUUCAUAACCCAAGGAGGCAUCCAGUCAUUAGAAGAAGCCAUCUAUUUCGAAAAACCAAUGGUCGGGAUUCCAAUGUUUGCCGAUCAAGAAAGCAAUUUGAAAAAAUUAGAACGCAAAGGAGUUGUAAAACUUGUACAGUCAAAGCCUUUGCAGCAUGACAAGUUGAAAGAAGCUAUUUUAGAAGUUAUAGGCGAUGUUGGGUAUUUGGAAAAAGUUAGAUUGUUGAAUAGGGUGAAUUUGGAUCAGCCGAUGAGCGGGCUGGAAAAGGCCGUUUGGUGGACUGAGUAUGUUUUGAGGCAUAGAGGAAAUGUUGAUCAUAUGAUUCAUCAUUUGGCAAAGGAAAUUCCUUGGUAUCAAUAUUAUAUGUUGGAUGUAAUUUCGUUUUUAGGCGCUUCUAUAGUUUUUCUUAUGAGUGUUUUAUAUUUUUUGGUUAAAUUUAUUGUGAGGAGAUUGAUUAUUGGAAUUAAUAGUGAAACAAUAAUGAAAAAGAGAAUGUAAUAAAAGUUAUAGGUA